AUGGAUAAACAAAUGCAAAAAUGCCAGCAGUGGGCUCGGAAGUUCAGUAGCGAAGUCAACUCUAGCUCAGUGAUGGAGCGAAUUACCAGCAGUCCGAAACUCGUCUUCUAUGCCUCUUUGUUUAUAUGCGCAACUGCUUGGCUUCUCGUCAGAACCACCAAAUAUCUGAAGAAACCGGCUCAAAGCAGGGCCGCGACGCCAGACCUUGAGAAACCGGCAGCACGCACUUCUUUCAAGGCGCCUACAAGGAAACCUGGAGUAUGGGAUCCCGUUGAAUUCAGACGGCCAUAUGCACGCGCAGCUCCAGACUGGGACGUUCACACCACGAAACCAAAUCCAUACCGCCCUUUUAGACAUGGACAAUAUCAUAUCACGAUGGGACUCCGCAACAUGGCAUGGGAUGAGUGGAUAGAGCUUGACAACCAGUACAUGAAAUUCCACGCCGACAAAUCCCGACGUAUCAUUGAGCGUGGUUCGAAAAGUUGCUACACCGACCCCUCAGCUUUCGACGGCGCAGUGGAACUCGUCGAAGAAUUCUGCGCCUACCUCCCAGAACGCUACCCCUCCCUCUACCAACGCACUCCCGUCGGCAUGGUCAACUUGCUCACCGGUGAAUCAUUCAAUAUCAAGGAACGGCCGCUGGCAGAAGACCCAAUGCAAAUGGCCGCGCGCAUGGUUCAGGAUGAUCUAGCCAUCAUGUUUGAAAAGGAGGAUGGGCAGUACUACUUACUGGCUGGAGCAAUUCUACUCGCCGGUUUCUGGAAACUUGAAGAUAAAUUCGGGAUGCCAUUGAGCGAGAUCCACACCUCAGCCGACGUGCCCGGCUACAGAACCAAACUGGAAAAAGGAAUGAUGAAUUUCUUCCGCCGCGUCCAGCCAAACGGGCCAGUGCAACGUAACAACUAUUUCAUCCAAGUCGACGAUUCGCUUCCAUGGUCGUCGUCUAUCGGUGACGAAGACGGCGAGAAAGGUACCGUGGGCUGGUUCUCAGCGGAGAAAAACAAGGCAAUUGAAAACCAUUACUUCCGCUCUGAACGUCAGACUUUACGCCGCUUGCCGCGGAGUGGCGGUGUGGUGUUUACGAUCCGCACGUACUUUCACCCUAUUACUGAGAUUGCCGAGGAGCCUUACGUGCCUGGGAGGCUGGCGAGUGCGAUUAGGAGUUGGGGCGACGAUGUUAGCAAGUACAAGGGUAAGGAGAUGUAUGAGGAUGUCCUGUUGGAGUACUUGGACAGGAAGCAUGAGGAGCAGGUGGCGGCGGGGCUGGAGGUCGAGAAGGAGGAUGAGGUUAGGUCGUAUCCGUUUUAG
Lachnellula hyalina is the source of this 1308-nucleotide messenger RNA. RefSeq lists its product as uncharacterized. The coding region runs from base 1 to 1308 and encodes 435 amino acids. The transcript is spliced from 4 exons. The record is from RefSeq and is a predicted model, not a curated record. NCBI's taxonomy places the organism in Eukaryota, Fungi, Ascomycota, Leotiomycetes, Helotiales, Lachnaceae.